Gekko japonicus is the source of this 676-nucleotide messenger RNA. RefSeq names its product alpha-1-antichymotrypsin-like. Gene Ontology annotation, molecular function: serine-type endopeptidase inhibitor activity. The annotation marks the transcript as partial. The record is from RefSeq and is a predicted model, not a curated record. The transcript has a single exon. Gene Ontology annotation, biological process: negative regulation of endopeptidase activity. Lineage: Eukaryota; Metazoa; Chordata; Lepidosauria; Squamata; Gekkonidae.
AUGAAGUUCACCCUCUGCCUCUCCUUACUACUAACUGGUCUUCUUCAAGUCCAUUGUCAUCACGUCCCAGGACAUCAUGAGGAGCACAACGGAGAUCAAAACCCACCUAAACCUCAGCCACAGCCUCCAGCAGAAGGGCGGGGAACUGAAACAACACGCUAUCAAAAGAUAGCCCAGAUAAAUAGUGACUUUGCAUUCAGAUUGUACAAACUCAUCGCUUCAGAUCCAGCUCAUCAAAAUAUUUUCUUCUCCCCUCUGAGUAUCUCCACAGCCCUUGCCCUGCUGGCUCUGGGUGCUAAAGCUGAGACCCAUCAUCAGAUUAUCAAUGGACUCGGUUUCAACCUCUCAGACACUGAGGAGAAUGAGAUCCAUGGAGCAUUUAAGCUAAUCGUCCACACGCUUAACCAACCCAAUAACAAAACACAGGUGAACAUGGGGAAUGCUUUGUUCAUAGAAGAAUCAAUGCCAUUGCUGCCUACAUUUCUAAAUGAUGUCCAGACCUUGUAUGAAGCUGAAGGCGUUCCAACGAACUUCAAGAACUGUGCAGCAGCAGCAGCAGCAGCAGAUGAGAUCAAUGAUUACGUAAAGAACAAAACUAAUGGGAAAAUCACCCAAGCAGUCGAGGGACUAGAUAAAGAUACUCUAAUGGUCCUUGUAAACUAUAUAUUCUUCAAAG